AUGAAGCGACACGCCUCUGAUAGCGAAGAUACCCGGCAAGGCUCUUACCGCAACGCUUGUGAGGCAAAGCGCCAGAUGCGACGUGCCGGCGUUAGUGCACUAACAUCCGAUCCAUCGUUGCAAACGCUUCCAUUGACCAAAGAAGCCCUACACUCGGUGCAACAACGGAAUCUCGAGCAAUUCGAGUCUUCUACAGAAUACUGGGUACAAAACUAUACGGCCGUCUGCGAUCUAGAGAUGAUGGCUACACCUCCGACACCUCGAAGCUCAGUCCCUGAUGGUCGUGGACGCCGCCUGAAACACUAUGCGCGUUCACGUGGAUCUCGAACUCCUAGUCCUACCAAAAAGCCAUCACCGCAAACGUACCGUACACGGAAUAUGCUCCAUGCCAACGUCUUCGUCGACCACCUGGAUAAGCUUCCGCCCCCGAUCGAUGAGCAGGUGCGAGGAAUACUAGGCAUCGAAUCGUGGGAGAAUCGAGUGGUAGCCUCGGAUGAGGUCCAAACAAAAAUAGAUGUCGAUGGCUUAGCAGUAAGACUCCGGACGGAGUCACUAAGGAAUGCGCGCGAGUGUUCGCUCGAGGGCGAUUGGAAGGCCAGUCUGAACAGUCUAGUAAGGAAUCUAGCAGACCUUUGGAAGGAAACGCUGAAAACACACAUGUCUGAGAAAGUCUGGAAUGCAUCUCUCAAACCGACUGGCGCAUUGCAUGAUGAGUUUCCGGAUGAAGACUAUAGCGGAACAUGCACUCCUCGAUCCGCAUCAGCGCUAGGCUCUCUUCCCGAUUUCAACCUGGGUGCCACUGGAACUGCUGCCACCACCUUUCCCGGGUCCAUACCAUCCCUACCACCAUAUACCCAAUCGGUAGCGUCAACCACCAGCACUGAUGCUGGAGAUCCAUAUUACAUAUCAACACCGAAACCAGACAUAGUAAUAGGAAUCGCCCAUACUGCAUUUACACUACAACACCGGAGGCGGCUGGUCGAUCAUCAGGCGUCUGGGUCAAUACUGAGCGAUCCUCAUGCGGCUGACAUGGCAAUACGGUUUCCAUUCUUGAUUGUAGAAGCAAAGGGUUUGAGUGUGAAUGGGACCCUUAUUAGCGCGCAGAAUCAAGCCGCUAUUAGUGGUGCUUCCAUGCUCAGGAUCCUGAAUGAUCUCAGCAAUCAAGCCGCAUGCAGCUCAAGCACGGAUCCUGGCUCGGAGUUCAUAUCGCUAUCGACUACGCCGUUGGGGCUACACCCAGACCUAGCACUCUGUUUCUCUCUUGUGACUGAAGGCCCAACACACGAGCUGUGGGUGCAUUUCAUGCAUGAAGGUGCAUUUCACAUGGUGUUUCUCCGGUCGUGGCGUACUACGCAGGAACAUGAUGCGCAAGAAAUUGUGUAUUACCUAGCUCGUAUAAUGGAGUGGGGCAACGGAAAAUUCAAAGACUGCAUCGUCGAGAAACUGAAAAAAGUGCCAGGGCAUGGAGUGCUUGGGUAGCUGCAAAUAGAUGUCGGAACACUAUCAGGCAAAGUAUUCCAUAUAUCGCUAUGCCGCUCCUGUUUCCUAUAACCUAGCCUCUAUUGCUUGCGGUACUCAGACCUAUUUGUUUUCUAUCGAAGCUGUAUAUGUUAGCAAGAGAACUUCUGAAGUUGAAAUG
Messenger RNA from Pyrenophora tritici-repentis Pt-1C-BFP, 1639 nucleotides. RefSeq lists its product as uncharacterized. NCBI's taxonomy places the organism in Eukaryota, Fungi, Ascomycota, Dothideomycetes, Pleosporales, Pleosporaceae. The record is from RefSeq and is a predicted model, not a curated record.